AAAUCUCACACCAUGGAGUCCAAGAUCACCCAACUCAAGCGGAUCGCGUCCCUUCCGGCCAACAUCCGCACCAACGUGGCCGCCCUCCGAAAACUACACCUGGACAUGGUAGAUAACGACCGGCGGGAGAACAAGCUGGAACUGGACCUACGGCGGCUGUACGAAGAUUCCUGCGAAAAACGGCGCCAGAUUGUGACCGGUUCGUACGUGCCAAAGCUGGCCGACCUUCCCGAGGGCUACCUCGGCAUGGUUGACCACAGUGCGUCGGAACAGCCCGGCGGCGUUCCGGAGUUCUGGUUGAGCGUAUUCCGGAUGAGUGAUCUGCUGCCGGGUAUGAUACGGAAGGAGGACGAGGACGCGCUGCGGAAGUUGGUGGAUGUCCGGUCGUUGGAUCUGGGGGAGCCCUCGCCCGGAUUUGAGCUGGAGUUUGAGUUUGAGGCGAACGAGUUCUUCAGCGAUUCGGUAUUGAAGAAGCGGUAUUUGACGAGUGGUACCGAGAUUUAUGAAGCGAUUGGUCAGGACAUCCACUGGAAGGAGGGUGUUGACUUGGUUAGGAAGAGCGCGGACAGUUUCUUCAAUUUUUUCAACCCGACGCAGUACGAGACCAGUGAUCCCGAGAAGCACGAGUUCCAGUUGAAGAAGGACUUUGAGGUUGGACGGUACCUGGAGCAGUGGGUCAUUCCUAGGGCAACGGCGAUCUUUCUUGGUAGGGAUGACGACGAGCAGGACGAGAUUUCGGAUAUGCUGGAGGAUGAGGCUUUCUGUGGAGUUUACAGCUUGGAUGCGGAAACAGAAGCAUUGCUAGUUAACAGUGAAUUGGGCGAAUGAACGUGAAAUUUGAAUAAUAAAUCUAAAUUUCAAGUGGUAUUGACAAGGUUCUUAACGUGGUCCAAAAGCUGAUUGUAUGUGGGGCGCGGAUGCAUUUAUUAUUCAGAAAAAUAAAGGUUAAUUUGCUUUCUUUGUUGAUAAAAAA
Culex pipiens pallens (northern house mosquito) is the source of this 973-nucleotide messenger RNA. RefSeq names its product nucleosome assembly protein 1-like 1-A. The record is from RefSeq and is a predicted model, not a curated record. Gene Ontology annotation, biological process: nucleosome assembly. Lineage: Eukaryota; Metazoa; Arthropoda; Insecta; Diptera; Culicidae. Gene Ontology annotation, molecular function: histone binding; chromatin binding. Bases 13 to 828 code for a protein of 271 amino acids. Gene Ontology annotation, cellular component: chromatin; nucleus. The transcript has a single exon.